Molecule: messenger RNA, 7485 nt
Organism: Terrapene triunguis (Three-toed box turtle)
Lineage: Eukaryota; Metazoa; Chordata; Testudines; Emydidae
Gene: TBC1D1
Product: TBC1 domain family member 1
Exons: 22
Coding region: 560-4405 (1281 amino acids)
Source: RefSeq, a predicted model, not a curated record
CACAGUCACACACGUGGGGGGGGAAGAGGAGGCGCCCCCCCAGUGCCGGCCCCUCAUGCACCGCGCCGACCUGCAACUGCGCCCUGCAGGCAGGAGGGGGCCCCUCUCUCGGGCCCCAGGAGCAGCGCGAGUCGCGACUCCCCCUCCCCAGCCGGGGCAGCCUCCUCUGGGGAAGAGAGCAGCAGGCGGGCGGCGGCAGUGAGCAGCCACGGCGGGGCCCUCCGGCGCCUCCAGAGACCGGCAAGGGGCUCAGGCACCAGCAGGUACAUCCAGCGCGCUGCUUGCUGCCCCCGAGGCAACAUACAGCAGCCGCCACCUCCUCCCCUACCCUGGGGCUGCAUGGCCGCUGUCCCCAGCCCGCUCAGCUCUGGGUUCUGCCCUUCCGCGCCCUAAAUACCGUGUGGGGUCGGACUCCUUCUCUAGCGCUCGCAGAGCGGCGCUUCCUUGCGCGCCAGCACAUCCUGCCAACUUAGAAUUCCACUACUGUGCAAUGAAAGGAAUCUUCAUUCCUGGGAAUUGAAACUGGUGGAUUAUUCCUGGUUUCCUUGAUGAUUAUAAAAUGGAGCCCCUAUCAUUCAAAGUUAAAAAACUUCAAGCACCCACUGAUAUCUCAGUGGAUUUUAGUCUCCAGCUUGUUGGUUCUCUGCCAGUGCAUUCUCUAAUCACCAUGCCAGUGCUGCCUUGGAUUGUGGCAGAGAUUCGGCGGCUCAGUAUGCAGUCUUCCAUGGAAGAACCUAGCACCAGCCAAAUCCGGCUUUAUGUUUCACCAGCAAGCCUGCGAUGUGAACCAGACACAGGAAAGAGCCAACAGUGGGAUCCUUUGAUUUGUUCCAGCCUGUUUGAGUAUAAGCCACAGCAUGUCCACAAACUGAUUCACAAUAGCCACGAUCCAAGUUACUUUGCUUGUCUGAUAAAGGAUGGAGCAGUAAAUCAGCAAAGUAUCUGUUAUGUAUUCAGAGCUGCUGAUCCAACAAAAGUGCCUGAGAUUAUUGGCUCCAUUCGACAGGCUGGAAAAAUCGCUCGCCAAGAAGAGUUCCAGAAUAAUCCAUCUGAAGUUGAAGACCCUUUUUCCAAAAAGUUUGAGGUGUUGUUCUGUGGACGAGUGACAGUAGCACACAAAAAUGCGCCCCCAGCAUUAAUAGAUGAAUGUAUCGAAAAAUUUAACCAUGUUAGUUGUACUAAAAAAUUGGAAUUUAAUUCAUUGUCCCAACAACGUGAAACUGCCAGUAAUUCUGGAGGAUUAUCAUUCAGUGAUAAAUUGCGAUCUGUUUUCCAACCCUUGGUCGGUGAAGAAGAAGAGAAAAGGCCAAUUAGGAAAUCUUAUUCUCAGCCUGGGCUGCGUUCCUUUUCUUUUAAGAGGGACUUGCAAGAUGGGAGUUGCAGGAGUAACAGUUUUGCCAGCUCUUUUGAUGAAACUGAGACUUCGCUGAACCUAAAACGUCAACUUGGCUAUGGACACAACGUUGUGCAGCCAACAGAUAUUGCAGGAAACCGGACUAUGUUGUUCAUGAUUGGGCAGUCUGCAGUUUAUCUCAUCAGUCCUGACACGAAAAAAGUAGCACUUGAGAAAAGUUUCAAGGAAAUAUCCUUUUGCUCUCAGGGUAUUAGACAUGUGGAUCACUUUGGGUUCAUCUGUAGAGAGUCUUCAGGAAACGGUGGCUGCUACUUUGUCUGCUACGUGUUUCAGUGCACAGAUGAAGCCCUGGUUGAUGAAAUCAUGAUGACUUUGAAACAGGCUUUCACUGUAGCUGCUGUGCAACAAACCUCCAAAGCUCAGCUCCAACUUUGCGAAGGAUGCCCUAUGCAAUUCCUGCAUAAACUCUGUGAAAAGAUUGAAGGACUACAUCCUUCUAAAACUAAACUAGAACUCCAGAAGCAUCUAACAACACUAAAUAACCAGGAGCAGGCUGCUCUUUUUGAGCAAGUUCAGAAAUUAAGACCAAGAAAUGAUCAGAAAGAGAAUGAGUUGAUUAUCGCUAUUCUAAGAAACAUGUAUGAAGAAAAACAGAAGGAUCAUGUUCACAUUGGGGAAGCAAAGCAGGCUUCACAGCCUUGUGGAGAGACUACUGGAAAUGAGAUGCCAAACAGUGCUUCCAGGUUCAGACUAGAUAUGUUGAAGAGCAAAGCUAAACGGUCACUAACAGAAUCAUUAGAAAGUAUCUUGUCACGGGGUAGUAAAGCCAGAGGUUCACUAGAAAGUUCUGGAAGUGUGGAUUUGGACAGCUCCUUAUCCAGUACAUUAAGCAGCACAAGUAAAGAACCAUCUUUGUGUGAAAAAGAAGGCCCACUUCCAGAGACUCCUGCCAAGACCAAUGGAUCUGUGGGAGAUGUCUCCAGUGACCCAGUUAGUCACCCCAUCGAGCAGCCUGAUAAAUUACCUCAGCAAGGCUUUCGCCGGCGAGCAAACACAUUGAGUCACUUGCCUAUCGAAUACCUGGAAUCUUUGGAACCAGUUGAAACAUCACCAUCUGUUCCACAAAGGAAACUUAUGAGGUAUCAUUCAGUGAGCACAGAGACUCCUCACAGGCGAAAUUUGAGCACAUCUGUUGGCGAGUCUGAAAGCUGUUCUGGUCAAUCUUCUUCUCCCUCUCCUCUAGCUCGUCUUAAUCCCUCGGCCUCUUCUCCCACUUUUUUAAAAUAUCUAAAGCAUAAUUCAAGCAGAGAACAAUGUGGGCAUGUUGCACAAAAGAGCAUCUCCUACCAUAUUGCCCUACGGAAAAAGCUUCAUUCUUCCUCCUCUGUGCCAAAUUUCUUAAAAUUUCUGGCUCCUGUAGAUGAAAAUAACACCUCUGACUUUAGGAGCGCAAAAAGUGACUAUGAGUCUAAACAAAGCCAGCUGGAUGUUGGCAAUGACACCCCUGUAAGGACUCGCCGGCAUUCAUGGAGACAACAGAUAUUCCUUCGAGUGGCAACUCCACAGAAAGGAUGUGAUUCUCCCAGCCGACAUGAUGAUUACUCUGAAUUGGGAGAUCUUCCACCCAGGUCCCCAUUAGAACCAGUUUGUGAAGAUGGCCCCUUUGGGCCAGUGAAAGAAGACAGGAAACGGACAACUCGGGAGCUUCGAGAACUGUGGCAGAAAGCCAUUCUUCAACAGAUACUGCUCCUCAGAAUGGAAAAAGAAAAUCAAAAGUUGCAAGCUUCUGAAAACAAUUUGCUGAACAGGCGUCUGAAACUUGAUUAUGAAGAAAUCACUCCGUGCUUGAAAGAUGUAACUUUGGUUUGGGAAAAAAUGCUGAGUACACCAGGAAGGUCAAAGACAAAAAUUGACAUGGAAACAAUACAUUCUGCUGUUGGGCGAGGAGUACCACGUCAUCACAGGGGUGAGAUCUGGAAGUUUUUAGCAGAACAAUACCAUCUUAAACAUCAGUUUCCAAGUAAGCAGCAGCCAAAGGACACUCCCUACAAAGAACUCUUAAAACAAUUAACUUCCCAGCAACAUGCAAUACUUAUCGACCUUGGACGCACCUUUCCAACACAUCCUUAUUUCUCAGCACAACUGGGAGCUGGGCAGCUGUCACUCUACAAUAUUUUGAAGGCCUAUUCUCUUCUGGACCCGGAAGUAGGGUAUUGCCAGGGCCUUAGUUUUGUAGCAGGAGUUCUGCUGCUUCAUAUGACUGAAGAAGAUGCUUUUAAGAUGUUGAAGUUUCUUAUGUUUGACAUGGGCCUAAGGAAACAGUAUCGUCCCGACAUGACUAUUUUACAGAUCCAGAUGUAUCAACUUUCCAGACUUCUUCACGAUUACCAUAGAGAUCUCUACAAUCACUUGGAGGAGCAUGAGAUUGGCCCUAGUCUCUAUGCUGCCCCCUGGUUUCUGACCAUGUUUGCCUCUCAGUUUCCCCUGGGAUUUGUUGCCAGAGUGUUCGAUAUGCUCUUUCUUCAGGGAUCAGAGGUUAUAUUUAAAGUGGCUUUAAGCCUGUUGGGAAGUCACAAACCCUUGAUUCUGCAACAUGAGAACUUAGAAACCAUAGUGGAUUUUAUUAAAAACACUCUCCCAAACCUGGGCUUGGUACAGAUGGAAAAGACCAUUAAUCAAGUGUUUGAAAUGGAUAUCGCCAAGCAAUUGCAAGCUUACGAAGUUGAAUAUCACGUGCUUCAGGAUGAGUUGAUAGAUUCGUCUCUCAAUGACAAUCAGAGAAUGGAUAAGUUGGAAAAGGCAAACACUAGUUUGAGAAAACAGAACUUUGAUCUACUGGAGGAAUUGCAGGUGGCAAAUGGAAAGAUACAAAACCUAGAAGCUACAGUAGAAUUUUUACUGAACAACGAGUGCAAAUUGAAGCAAUCCAUUCUCACUUUAGAGCUGGAGAGGAAAGCUUUGCUGCAGACAGUGGAAGAUCUACGCACGCAGACAGGCAGCCCAGGUGGAAAACAUCUACUUACCAGGCAAGAGUGCAUGGAUGCCAACUGACAGCUACAAUUGUAAUGGAGCAGACAAGUUCCACAAAGAGAAAGGGAAGAACUGUUUUUUACUGUCAUCAUUGGGAUUUGACACUGUCUUCUUAGCAUUGUCCAUGCCUUACUGUAGCCGAGUGAGGGAAUGGGAGUUUCUGCAAAAAUACGAGAAGCACGUUUCUCAGGGAGGAGACUCUUGCUUGUUAACUUAUAGAAUUCUUGUGAACUAUAAAAUAUUGCAAUAUAAUGAUGGGCAGGAAUAAAUAACUAAAUAACAUAUGUACACUCCAGAUACAAUGUACUGUAAAUAUCUGCGGUCAUGGACUCUUCCAUAAGUGCUUCUAAACCUAAGUGCUUCAUAUUGGUUACGUGUGUUCCUUUUUCUAUUAGAAAACUCCACGUUUAAUAGGUGUCCUGUAAAAGGCUGGAGAACUACAGCAGUGAAGAGCUUUUGAACUGACUCUGCCUUUUUGGGACUACAAAGUAUUAGCAUUCACAGAUAAGUUUGUGAUCAUACUCGAUAGAUUUCUGAGGGUGUAAUUCUCCUGUGGCUUGGCUGGGUUCCACUAAUCAUGUUAUUAAGGCCUCUGAUAACUGCUUUGUGUGCUUAAAGGUGUUAACUUAGUGGACCCUGGAGAGCUGGACUUGGUUGUACGUAACUAUAAUUGUGGGGCAUUUUGCCAUCAGUCUUUAUAAAACAUACUGUUUUAAUACGUUUUGUUUUGACAUCCAUUGUUUUAGUACUGUUGAUUGACAUGAUCUGAUAAAUGUACCAUUGAAGGUAACUGCAUUUUACUUUCUCAACAGAAUACACUGACAUUGUCAUGGCGGAGUCUGUCACUCUCACAGCAUUGUAGUGGAUUUAUCAUCAUGCCUAAAGGCGUCAUUUUAUUUAUUUCUGAUCUGCUAUGUGAUGUCAGACAGCCUCUUUCGGGGAACUGAAUGCCUGUUGAUUUUUAGUUUCAUUUGGUACUCGGUGCCCAUCCACCCUUUGGAGAAAAACAAUAUUUAAGACUCUUUCUCUGAAAUGAUGGAGGCACUUCAAAGCUUGAUUUUGUGCCAGACAUACUUACACUGCUUUAUAAAGGAUAUUGGGCUAAAGUAUGAAUUAGGACCGCGGCCUAUUUACAAUGCCUCUUUUGAGGAAGAUUACACAUUUUAAAAAGCUCACUUUUCUGGAAUAUACAAUGAAAGUAGUUUUCCGGCCAGUUAAAGCACCACUGUUUCAACUACAGGUGCAAUAAUAUCCAAGGAGAUCCAGUUAACUUGUUGUUUAAUUAGACCAAAUAGUAUCACAAAUUUCUUCUUCCCCAAACUCAGUGUUACAGGUAUCAACUUGCUGCUAUAGUGGAGAUUAGUAUUUCAGAUGUGAGUUUCCUAAAUUGUCAAUUUCUUAUUCUUAAAAUUUUAGGGCACAUUUAUUUCUCCAAUCCACAAUGUGGUGGAAGAUCUUUUACUUCAUGCAUGUUUCUCUAUGGUACAUUCUGCUUACAGCUGUAAUGUGCACUCUGGUGCGAAUCCAAUACCAGCAUGUGGAUUAAAGUGGAGAAUUUGCUCUUUAAUUUCUAAGUUACAGAUUGAUUCCUGUAAUUUCUUAGAUGUGGCUGGUUCUCCAAAUCCACAUUGUUUGCUUAGAGACUAAAUUCCAUACAAGCCAGACGUUACAAAUCUGUUUACCUCUUGUGUUUUUUUUUAAUUGAGAAACCAUACAGAAGCUCACACUUCACAUUUUAAAAUCUCUUUACAUCAUACCCUUUUACAGUUUGAGGGCUAAGUUAUGUUGCAUUUGGACAUCUAGGGGCCAUUACUCAUACACUGGCUUUUUACAUUAAACAAAAGAGCAACAGAGAAAAGUUAGUGAUCCAUGCCAAAAUUUAUGUUUGCACGUUUUGUUGCAUCUAAGAACAAAAACAAAGUUUUCUGUGUGAUAGUUCAGAAGCUAAUAUGUUAAGAGUUUCCCUGAGAUCACAGUAUCAUUUUUAAAUAGUUAUUAAUGAAAACUGAUGGACAUCAAACUUUUUUAGACACACUAAGAACCCCGGUUGUGAACUCGGGACCUGCGUCUGUAUCUCUUGGCUCAGGAUGUAUAUUUUUGGUAUGACUCAAGUUGUGCAGUAAUUCGGCUCAUGUUCUGCUUCUCUCCCAGUGUAAGUGGAGGAAAGCCCCUGGCCCAACGACUUUUUCAAGAAUUUAUUUUCCUUCAGACAAUAUGACGCUGAGUUGAAAGGGGGCUAGAACAACUGUUCCCAGAGGAGAGUGUGGUUAGUAGGUAGGCAUCCGUUUUCAGUCUCAAGUGUCCACAUGUUUGUGACAGUUUGAUUUUGCCAAGAAGCAGAGCUUUCCAGGGUGAAACCUGUCCAUGUACAAAUGCACCAGAUUUUGCUAAAGUUGCAAAUAGCAUACCUGACUGACACACUGAGGCCCAGGCCAUCCCCAGCACAGGAUCUGAGCAUUAAUGGGACAACUGCAUUAGGUUCUCCCUUGCUUACAUGGAAUCAGAUGAGCGUGCUGUUUCUGUGGGAUCAUUUUCCUGCCUCUUCUGCCCUGUGCCACUCGAUCUCAAGGGGGGGCAGGAAGGAAGAACAUGGAGUAAGGGAGGUGCCCUGCUCCAAGUCACCAACCCUUGCAAAGCGCAGGCGUUUCCAUGCAGAAAUGAGAGAGAAGUAAUACAGCUUGGUGCUGUAUGACACCCCUGACACACACCUUCAGGUCCCCUCUGCUUCUGGGGACUCUACCAAUAGCAGUAUAGUUCUGUGUUGCCAGGUGGAGAGGAUCCUGAACUAUCCCUACAGGCUGGCUGCUGUAUCAGAACAGAAGGCAGCUCCCUUACCUGUAGUUAAGAGAUACUAGCGAGUUGGAAACCCAUAAAUCCAUGUGCUAGCCUCCAAAAGGGAAAACUCCUCCCUCUCGAGGGAACGGUCUGAGGAAAGCUGCAAGUUGAAGCUCACAGAAUUUUCUCCCCCUUGCCUCUCCCACAGGUGAUUAGUCUCUCUCCCUCUCCCCCCCCCACCCCGAUGGUACACAGAAAAGGGGGAGAAAAAAGAAAGGGGGAAAAAGAGAGCGACUUCCAAGGAUUCCCCAGGAGAUGGUCCCAAG